Messenger RNA from Symbiodinium pilosum, 1162 nucleotides. The record is from the annotation of a GenBank genome assembly. NCBI's taxonomy places the organism in Eukaryota, Dinophyceae, Suessiales, Symbiodiniaceae.
AUGAUGCCUCAGAGCCGCUUCAUUGCAGCGGUGGAUCCCGUGAUCGCUCGCGCGCGCGAGAUGCAGAAGAUGACUUACGAUCCGGCCAAGGAAGGUGAGGUUAAGGCCCCCAACUAUGUCGGAUGGGAUGCAGAGAUUGAUGGCGACUUCAAGAAGCUGUCUGUAGGCGCCAUCAAGGGUGGAAGGCCCUACGAGAAGAUCUGCGAUUCCGCUCUGGACCUGAUCGGCUUCACCCCGAUGGUUCGCAUGUCGCGAUUUGCCAAGUUCUUUGAUGUUGAGUGCGAACUGCUGAGCAAGGUUGAGCUCUUCAACGCAGGCGGAUCUGUGAAGGACCGCAUUGCCAAGAGAAUGGUUGAGGAGGCUGAGAAGAGCGGCCGAAUCAAGCCCGGUGACAUCCUCAUUGAGGCCACUAGCGGCAACACUGGCGUUGGGCUUUGCCUCGUCUCGGCAAUCAAAGGCUACAAGCAGAUCAUCUGCCUGCCGCAGAAGAUGUCUGGCGAGAAGGUGAACACGAUGAAGUGCCUUGGUGCGGAGAUUCUCCGCACGCCAACAGAGGCUGCCUGGGAUGCGGAGGACAGCCAUAUCUUCCUCUCGGCCCGCCUGGCCAAGGACCUGGGUGGCCACGUACUGGACCAGUACAAGAACGCGGGCAACCCGCUGGCGCACUAUGACGGCACUGCCGAGGAGAUCGCCGAGCAGUGCGAAGGCAAGCUGGACUACAUGAUCAUGUCCACCGGCACUGGCGGUACCAUGACUGGAGUGGCCAAGAAGCUCAAGGAGCUGAUCCCUGGCGUCCAGGUCGUCGGUGUGGACCCAUAUGGCAGCAUCCUUGCCGAGCCCGCCCAUGUCAACGACAAGUCUAACCGCACGGGGCAGGAGAAGUUGAGUGCCUACCAGGUGGAGGGCAUUGGCUACGACUUCAUCCCCACCGUCCUCGACAGGGAGGUCGUUGACCACUGGGUGAAGACUGACGAUGACGAAGCCUUUGCCAUGUGCCGUGCCAUCGUCCGUCACGAGGGUCUGCUGAUCGGCGGCAGCUGCGGAUCCACCGUGGCUGGAGCCUACCGCUUCAUCAAAGAGAACAAGAUCGGCAAGGACAAGCGCUGCGCUGUGCUGCUUGCCGACUCAUCCCGAAACUACAUGAGCAAGUUCAUGGAUGAUG